AUGACCCGUAAGUCUUGUCGCAUUCGUACUCCUACCCCAAAGGCUAAGGAAGUCACCAUGGAUAGCACUAACAAAGCAGCUCAUACUGAUGCCGUUUCCCGGAAACGAAAGUCGGAACCGCUCCACGAGCUGCUGUUCCAGAACCAACAGACUCCGGCAAAGAAGUCAAAGUCUAUGACCAAUCUUGCCGUUGAGGAUGAUAAGAUUGACCCUGUUGAGAAGCUCUUAUGCUUGACCAAUCUCAAUAAUGACAUCUUGUUCGAUUUGGAAACGGAUGAGUCCGGUUCUGAACCUAACUCUCCAAGGUCUCUCACAGCAUCGUCAUCAUCUGUUUCUACAGAUGCCUCUGCAUCCUCUGAGUUUGAAGACUCCCCCUUGCAUUCUCCAUACCCCAACAUGGAGUUGGACUUCUCAAAGGUGAUCAAAGACAAUUUGCGCUCAUACUACUUAUCCGCAUACAAGAGCCCAAUUGAGAUUCACAAUGACAACUCAAGCUUCUCCAUUCUUAAUAAGAAGUCCAACCAGCAUGCAAGUGGCGCUGACGCUUCCUUGCCAUCUCAAACCACAAAGGGCAGAGAAGUGCCAUUCUUUAAGAAUGUCAACUUCAACAAGCCGAAAUUCGGCAAUUCCAUUGAGGACUACUUGUUCUACGACGAUGACGAAUCCGCAAACUCUCCGACAGACCUGGAGCAGGAGGAGAUGCCUCUGAGCACCACCUUCAUGCCACAGCUUCCAAACGUCUCGUUCCAUUACAGGCGCGAUGACAAGUUGAACUUGUCGUUGAGUGACCAAAACCCAUGGGCUGAGCCUCAGGAUAUUUCCAAAAUUUUGAACCUGAACUCGGUCAUGACCGGUAAGUCCAGCGAAAUGGUUGGCACUUCCAGACUAUUGAUUAACGACUUUUUCUUGUAA
Candidozyma haemuli is the source of this 912-nucleotide messenger RNA. RefSeq lists its product as uncharacterized. Lineage: Eukaryota; Fungi; Ascomycota; Pichiomycetes; Serinales; Metschnikowiaceae. The record is from RefSeq and is a predicted model, not a curated record. The transcript has a single exon. The coding region runs from base 1 to 912 and encodes 303 amino acids.